This is a messenger RNA of Photinus pyralis (common eastern firefly), 1098 nucleotides long. Its product is annotated as juvenile hormone acid O-methyltransferase-like. Bases 45 to 860 code for a protein of 271 amino acids. The transcript has 3 exons. Lineage: Eukaryota; Metazoa; Arthropoda; Insecta; Coleoptera; Lampyridae. The record is from RefSeq and is a predicted model, not a curated record.
AUCCAAAUACUUUUAGUUUUUGUUGGGUUUAAGUCCAGCUUAAAAUGAAUACGUCCGAAAGGUAUAUAAAGAACAUAGCACUGGCCCAGAUGGACGGCAAAUACUUUAUCGAUAAAAUAACAAAAUUGAUAACGUGGAAGGAAGGCUGCCGUAUUUUGGACGUCGGCUGUGGACCUGGAAAUGUGACAAGCGAUUUCCUUCUACCCACUUUACCAAAGUCAGCUAACAUAAUCGCGAUCGACAAGGCGGCCCAGUUUAUACGUUACGCGAAGGAGCACUACGCAAAAUCACCUCAGGUUGACUUCGUUCAAAUGGACAUCGUGUUUCCGGAUCCAAAGUUGUACCAAACCUUCGACCAUGCCAUUUCACUCUACUGUUUUCACUUCGUAACCGAACAGGAGGUAGCACUAAGGAACAUAUACAACAUGUUAAAACCUGGUGGAGACCUUUUCUUUAGCUGCUUAGUGCACUACAGUCUUUUCGAUGUAUUCGCCACAAUUAGCGAAAGCGAAAAAUGGAAGCCUUACGUUGCCGAUUAUAAAUUAUGCAUGUCUCCUUAUCAGCAAUCCGAAAAUCCAAAAGGUGAUUUGGAGAAGAUGUUGCUGGCUGCUGGGUUUGAUAUAUCUUUUAUUAUCGAAGAGCCAAGGAAGUACAAUUAUCCCAUAAACGAUAUCAAAGAGAUAUUUCUUUCGAUAGAUGGUAUAAACAUAUCGCAGGAUCUCGAGAAUGAAUUUCAAAUUGACCUUCGGCGUAUCGUUAAAAACUUGGGACAGAUCGAAAUUGAAAAUGGCAGUGAAUUAUAUUGUACCAAUGGCAAGGUGUUGUUUGGGCAUGUUGUUAAACCAAAAAGCGUAAUCUAAAAAACCCAAAAUUUCACACUGUAUAGGUAAAUACGAAUAUGGUUAACUUUCACUAACAGAAGUGUUCUCCGGCGAAAUAUAAAUCAUCCACGGUACCAGUGUAUUUUAUCCAUAAAGUAUUCGCCACCAUUCUGAAUCAGUAAGACAGUAAACUAGAAAACUACACUAGUACCUAUCUAUUGUUUAUAGUAUAAGAAAAAGUAAUAAUAAACCCCUGAAAAUAAUUCAGUAAAAAAUU